CUUCGCUCUCUUUUUGUUUAUCCUUUUUUUUGUCCUCAGGUCCAAUUAGCCUCUCGGGUUCUCAAGCCCAAAUCUCUCUCUCUCUCUCUCUCUCUCUCUCCUCGGUUGAUUCCCAGAUCGGCUCCGAUUCUCCGUCUUCGCCGUGCCGGAGAUUCUCCUUCCGCGUCUGAUUUCACUCCGACAUCUAUUUCCUCUGCUUCGUUCUUCUCCUGCAGAUAGCAAGAAUCUGUCGGACUCGGACAAAGAUGGAAACAGCUAUUGAGGCCUACAAUGAUGAUGAGAUGGUAACCCCGGAAACACAACCGAUCAAGCGUCGGAAAAAGAAGUCGAUGGUGUGGGAGCACUUCACUAUCGAGACAGUGAGCCCUGGUUGCAGACGGGCGUGCUGCAAAGGUUGUAAGCAGAGCUUUGCUUACAGCACGGGUUCAAAAGUCGCGGGUACCAGUCAUCUCAAACGCCACAUCGCCAAGGGGACUUGCCCGGCUCUUUUACAUCCCCUCGAGAAUAAUCAGCUAACGCCAUACACACCCAAGAGUGAUACACCGAGAAGACGGUAUCGAACCUCCAGCACUCCCUAUAUUUCAUUCAAUCAGGACCAAUGCCGCCAUGAAAUUGCCAAGAUGAUCAUCAUGCAUGACUACCCUCUUCACAUGGUUGAACAUCCCGGGUUCAUUUCCUUUGUCCAAAGUCUUCAGCCUCACUUUGAGAGGGUGAGCUUCAACACCGUUCAAGGCGACUGUGUCGCCACUUACCUUGCAGAAAAGCAGACUGUCUCGAAAUAUCUUGAGGGCAUUCCUGGGCGCUUAGGCCUUACCCUGGACUUCUGGACUUCGAAACAAACUCUGGCGUAUGUGUUUAUAACCGCUCACUUCAUCGACAGCAAUUGGAAGUUGCAGAAAAAGCUUCUCAAUGUCGUGAUGGAACCAUACCCAGAUUCUGUAUCUGCUCUGAGUCUUGCGGUUGCCUCGUGCAUCGCUGACUGGAAUCUGGACGGUAAGCUAUUCUCUGUUACCUUCAACCAUCCAGUCAGUAACGAUGCUGUCGAGAAUCUAAGGCCACUACUCUGUGUCAAGAACCCAAAUAUUCUCGACGGGCAGUUGUUAAUCGGGAAUUGCGUCGCCCGUACCUUUAGCAGCCUUGCGAAAGAUGUGCUGGACAAAGGGAAAGAAGUGAUCAAGAAGAUCCGUGAUAGCGUGAAGUAUGUGAAAACCUCGGAAUCUCACGAGGAGAAGUUUCUCGAGCUUAAGCAACACCUUCAAGUUCCAACCGAGAGCGGGCUUUUCCUUGACGAUCAAACUCAAUGGAACACAACGUAUCUGAUGCUUGUCUCUGCUUCGGAAUUAAAAGAGGUGUUCUCGUGCUUAGACACUGCUGAUCCCGACUACAAGCAAGCUCUAUCAGCCGAGGACUGGAGGCAAGCCGAGACCCUCUGCUCGUUCUUGAAGCCUCUUUAUGAAGCGGUAUCUGCUCUUCAAUCCACUGCAAACCCAACUGCUGUUACGUUCUUCCACGAAAUCUGGAAGACACAGUCGGAUCUCUCGCGUGCAAUUGUCGGGGAGGACCCUUACAUCGGUGGCAUGGCGAAAACCAUGAAAGAGAAGAUCGACAAGUACUGGAGGGAUUGUAGCUUGGUGUUGGCAAUGGCUGUGAUCAUGGAUCCUCGGUUCAAGAUGAAGCUCGUCGAGUUCAGUUUCUCGAAAAUAUUCGGGGAAGACGCGGGAAAGAACAUAAAAACCGUGGAUGACGGGAUCCACGAGCUCUUCAACGAGUACGUUGCGCUUCCUCUGCCGCUAACCCCGGCCUACGCAGAAGGCGGGAGCAACCCGAAACCUGACAGGCUAUUGGAUUUCGACAUGUAUAUAAUGGAGACGACGGGACAGAAUCUGAAGUCGGAGUUGGAUCAGUACCUGGACGAGACGUUGAUGCCCCGAGUUCAGGAGUUUGACGUUUUGGACUGGUGGAAACAGAACAAGCUGAAAUACCCGACGCUGUCGAAGAUGGCCCGAGAUAUUCUGUCGAUUCCCGUGUCGGCAGCGGCUUUCGGGAACGUGUUCGAGGGGGAACCGAGGGAGAUGGAUGAGUACAAGACGUCGCUGAGGCCGGAGACGGUGGAAGCUCUGAUAUGCGCAAAGGAUUGGCUUCAGAGUAGUGAUGUCAAAACUGAACAGUGAGGGGACAGAGGGGACUUCAAGUUCAGUGUUUUUUUUUUUUGUAAUUUAUGGAUCUUUUCGAUUAUGAGUGUAACCCGUGGUAGUUGGCCUAGCUUGCAAUUUCUAAUGUUGUGUUCGUGUCUGAGUAGAAGAAUAUUCUGGAGGUUCCGAGUACAAUAGUAAUAAUAAUAAUUAAUAA
Tarenaya hassleriana is the source of this 2349-nucleotide messenger RNA. Its product is annotated as zinc finger BED domain-containing protein DAYSLEEPER-like. Lineage: Eukaryota; Viridiplantae; Streptophyta; Magnoliopsida; Brassicales; Cleomaceae. Gene Ontology annotation, molecular function: DNA binding; protein dimerization activity. The record is from RefSeq and is a predicted model, not a curated record. Bases 246 to 2171 code for a protein of 641 amino acids. The transcript is spliced from 2 exons.